Brienomyrus brachyistius is the source of this 5779-nucleotide messenger RNA. RefSeq names its product kelch-like family member 21 (gene klhl21). The transcript has 5 exons. NCBI's taxonomy places the organism in Eukaryota, Metazoa, Chordata, Actinopteri, Osteoglossiformes, Mormyridae. Gene Ontology annotation, biological process: protein ubiquitination. The record is from RefSeq and is a predicted model, not a curated record. The coding region runs from base 2606 to 4429 and encodes 607 amino acids. Gene Ontology annotation, molecular function: protein binding.
UGACAGUGUAUCUCCUAUGCUGGUCAUCCAGUCUCCACAUAGAGACCCCCUUCUCUAUCCCUUUGCUGGGGCUAUCAGUUUCAACCAUCUAUUCUUGGAUUGGGUCGGUAAACAUGUCUGGUAUUUUAAAUGCGAAGGCUGUGGUUGUUUAGUGUGGAUGAGCUACAGAGAAUGAUUUAUUUGUCAUUCUAUGUGUUUUUAAAGUUGGGUUUCCACAUUUUCUAAUGGCUCUUGCAUUUCUUUUUAAAUUCUAGUUUGUUGAUUUUGUUCAGCACUAUUACAGUCAGCACUAUGGAAUCUAAUAGUGAAACUACUGUCAUUAUAGUCUGUGGUAGACUUUAUUGUUCUUGCUUGUGGGAAAAAGCAGUAUUUAAACAAGAUAUGGGGAGGCAGCUUUAAAGUGGUUUGGUUUCAAUCCCAUGAAUGAGAAAUUGUGGACUUAUAGUAUGAAGGAUAUGGCCUGGCCUGUAAGAAGAUCGCUUGGAUGAGAUGUUGGCACAUCAAAGAGCCAUAGGAACUCAUCAAUGUCCUUAAGGCUCAUUGACAGCAGGAAUGUUUUUCAGAGUAUUUGAAGCAAUGUGUAUAUAAAGACCUCAAACCUCCUCAAACUUUGUGAACUUCAGAUUGUAAAAUAAGAAAUGUUAUGCUGUUUUGGUUUCUUAACAGAAGCAUGUGCAGAUUAGAUUAACUCUGCACUUUGCCAUACAGCCGGAUGUCCAUAGACUGAACGGCGGCUUAGGUCCCCUCUCCUAGGUACAGCAGGAUUGUCUGUCUGGGGUAUCUUUCAACUAUUAGCCAUGCAUCCUUAACCAGCGGGUUUUCUCAUUUGCAAAGCUCUACUGCCUGAACAUAUCAGGAUAAACUGGGAAUUAUUUUAGUCUAAAUAUGAGCAACCAUUAGCACAAGGAUCAGAUUUAUGUGAAUGCUUGUUCUCGGUAGGGCAGAUAAUAUGCAGCUUAAAACUGGCCCCGCCCCAGGCUAUCAUUAGCUUUUAUGAUAAUGAGAGCUUACUGAGCUUUCUCUUUCAGGAACAGUCUUGGCUUGGAAGCAGAGUCUGACGCCUUCCUUGCCACCUGUGGGUUGACAGGCUUAGGGCAAUGUAUCGUUACAGUCCAAUAUAAGCACAGAGACGUCAUUAUUCAUUUACUCUGUGACGUAAUAUAACCUCUAAAAGCCCUAAAAGGUUUUUCUCCUUUAAAAUUGCCUUUUAUGAGAUGGUUUUCUUGGCAGAGAUCCUUGACAGUCCUCUUCGGGAGUCCUGAAACAGCUCUAUCUUUGCGGCUUGGUGUGGAAUGUGGGUUUGGUCUGCUGAAUUCUAGCUGCCGAAGGCCUGUGAUAUGAGCUGCUGUUCCUCUAGCUGGGUUUCACAAAUAGUGGAGUUUACAGGUGUGAAUGGGACCAGGUUGAUGUACAUAGUCAAGUCUGAGAUGAUUUGAGGGUUCUAGAUUGAUGUGUCCAAAAAAGGUAACCCACAGACAAGAUUAACAAGUAUCUUAUAUUCUGAAGUAAAUGAAAUAGUAUCCCUUGGAACUAGCAAGAUUAUAGAUGGUGAAACACUAGUUCUUAAAUGUGUUUGUGUAGUUCUUCAGUUAGGGGAGAAAUUAUUUAGUGGACUACAUGAACUUGGCAGCAAAUUGAGUAACCUUCCAUGCCCCCCCCAUGCAGGAAAGCUCUGUUUUUAUUUAAGGACUGCAGUCUUAGCAUAUUUGGUUCUAGUGAAGACCGUGCUAAUUGUCAGUGCGGUCCUGCUGCAGGAUUUCAGUCAAGACAGGUGUCGGCAAUAUGCUUUGAAGUAUUAGUCACUGCAGUGUUUAGCUACCGGUGAAUGCUGGGAGGUCACACGCCUAACCUGGCCAUGCUAACGAUAUCUCAUCAAACAGGGGCAGCCCUUAUGUGCCGUAACAACUAUGCCACUUGGGGCCCUCUGCACACACAUCGGUGCUUGCUCUUCUUGGCCCCACCCUCCUGAUUCAAGGUUUUGUUAAGGUGAUGAAAAAAAGUGCAUGAAGAGUUGGUUGUUGUUAGGGGAAAAGUCAGAUACUGGCGUUGGUGGGAGACUUAAUGACGAAAUGAUGUGAAAUUUUAACUUAUAACAUGUUACUGUCUGUGCUCCUUUAAGUAAUGGUAUCAAUGGUUAUUGGGAAGGGAUUACCAUUUUAUAGACUACCAGAACACUGUUGUUGACAAAUUUAAUUUGAAAGAACCAUUGAAUCUGGUAUGCGUCUCUGGUGUAAAUGUAUAUCAGGGGCCUGCCACUCAGGGAAAUAUUGUGAAGGCGGUUGGAUCUCAGCUCAUGUUCUUUAGGGGCUGAUUCAUGAGGAUGGGGGUGGGCAAGUCGAUGAAAUCUGUGCUGUGUGAGUCAGGAGGGCAUGAGGUGUAGAUUCCCCCAUCCCCCCCCCCCGCAAAUGGACACUUCCAGAGUAUUUAUAGAGCUGAGCACAGGCAGGCUCCCUUUCUUAAACACAACUGCUCAUAUUCACCACCGACCAUUGCCUUGCAACUUCCAGAACAUACGGUCUUCUCAGUGCUGGUUUUUGUCUGUCUUUAUCUCACAAAAGGUUAUACAGAUGGUCAUCAUCUCGUGAGCCCUGCAAGUGUCACCGAGAUGGAGAAGCCCUCCGUUCAGACGCAGCCAUCCACGCUGCCCUUCUUCGACACCUCGCACGCCUUCAACCUGCUGCGGGGCAUCCAUGAGCUGCGUGCCGAGCGCAAGUUCUUUGAUGUUACCCUGUGCGCCGAGGGCCGCGAGUUCCCCUGCCACCGUACGGUUCUGGCAGCAGCCAGCACCUACUUCCGUGCCAUGUUUGCAGGCACGCUGCGCGAGAGCGCCAUGGAUCGCGUGGUUCUCCAUGAGGUGUCCGGCGAGCUCCUGGGCCUACUGGUGGACUUCUGCUACACGGGCAGCGUGACGGUCACACAGGACAACGUGGACUUGCUCCUCAAAGCUGCCGACCUCUUCCAGUUCCCCUCCGUCAAGGAAGCCUGUUGCGCCUUCCUGGAGCAGCGCCUGGAUGUCUCCAACUGCCUGGAGAUCCAGGACUUUGCGGAGGCCUACGCAUGCCGGGACCUGGCAGCGAGUGCCCGUCGCUUUGUGCUGAGGAAUAUCGUAGAGCUGGCGAAGGGUAAGGACUUUGAGAAGCUGCCCUGGAAGCGGCUGUUGGAGUUCGUCUCAGAUGACGGGCUGUGCGUAGACAAGGAGGAGACAGUCUACCAGCUGGCCGUGCGCUGGGUCAAGGCCGACCUUCAGAGGCGCCUCCAUUACUGGCCUGAGCUCCUACAGCAGGUCCGGCUGCCCUUUGUGCGGCGCUUCUUCCUCCUGGCCCAUGUUGAGAGCGACCCAUUGGUUUACCUCUCGCCCCAGUGCCUGCGGCUUGUCAGCGAGGCCCGUGCCCUCCAGUCCAGUGAGUACGACCGGCACGACCAGCCGUGCCACCGGAUGCGGCCGCGGCCCUCCACCGGCCUGGCGGAGAUCCUGGUGGUGGUCGGGGGCUGCGACCAGGACUGCGACGAGCUGGUCACGGUGGACUGCUACAACCCCCAGACGGGCCAGUGGCGCUACUUGGCCGAGUUCCCAGAUCAUCUUGGGGGCGGAUACAGUAUCGCUGCUCUCGGAAACGACAUGUACGUCACAGGGGGCUCCGAUGGCUCUCGGCUCUAUGACUGCGUGUGGCGCUACAACUCCAGCGUGAAUGAGUGGACAGAGGUGUCGCCCAUGCUGAAAGCACGGGAGUACCACAGCUCGUGCGUGCUCAGCGGCCAGCUGUACGUGGUGGCAUCAGACAGCACGGAGCGCUACGACCACUCGCUGGACUGCUGGGAGCCUCUGCCGCCGAUGCUGCAUGCUAUGGUCAACUGCUCCACCACCGCCUGCAGGGGGCGCCUGUACGCCAUUGGCUCCCUGGCCGAAGAGGACACCAUGGCCAUCCAGAGCUUUGACCCCGAUGCCAACCGAUGGGCCCUGGUGAACUGCGGCCAACUGCCACCAUGGUCCUUCGCUCCCAAGACGGUCACCCUCAGUGGCCUCAUCUACUUCAUCAGGGAUGACUCUGCUGAGGUGGAUGUCUACAACCCAUUGAAGAAUGAGUGGGACAAGGUUAGCCCAAUGACGCAGGUCCAUGUAGGAGGCAGCGUCGCAGCACUGGGCGGCCGUCUCUUUGUCUCUGGUGGGUACGAUAAUACCUUCGAGCUGUCAGACGUGGUGGAGGCCUACGACCCAGCCACGCGCUCCUGGUCCCACGUGGGGCGCCUCCCCCAGCCCACCUUUUGGCACGGCAGCGUCAGCAUCUUCCGCCAGUUCAUGCCGCUGGUCCCCAGCGCCUUCGAGCCCAUAGACGCUCCAGAGAACGCCAUCCAUAUCCAACGGCACCACCGCCACGUGGACCUGCAUGACCACCACGAACACAACCGAAACGUCGAUCCAGCCCACUGAGUGUGGGCUGCCCUGUGGCACUUAUCUUCCACCCAUCGCUAUCCCCAUCAGUUUUGUUUACUGUGAUGACGUUAGAUGGCGUGUUCUGCACUUUAUGGUCUAUCCGACGAAACUGGACACCACCUGGACCUGCAAAUGGCUGACGUUCAGUGUCUGCUUCUGUGUCUUGGCUAAAUUACCCUUGUUUCUGUGAAAUUUGCAGCGAGGAGCCCUCAAUUCAGAUAUCAGCAGUUGGCAACCAAAAAAAAAAAAACAAAACAGAAUGAGAAGCUGUAAUGAAGGAAAAAAAAAUGUUUGCAUUCGUACAAUCGACCAUGGAUUUGGCUGUGCAUGUGCUUAGCAUUAGCUUAAAUCAGGGAGAAGAUUCCUUAUAAAAGGUAAUUAAAAUAGUUUUAGUACAGCUAACCUUUUUGAGGUUUGAACUACUUUUUUAGUAGUUAUUUUUAUAGCCAUGUUGUGUAUUUUCGAAUAGCUCACUUAAACCUACACAUUCCUAAAGUGAUUAAUGCUUCCAGACUGAGGGAAAUCGCUGUACCGAACUUUGCGGAGGUGCCCUGAGGCCUGUCCAGAGGGGUAUCAUUUCAGAGGAACCUUAUACGGUCGGGGCUGUUGGGAUCCAGUCACGAGGCAUGCAGCCUGAAGGCUUCCGCUGUUUGUCAACAAUCUUCGACAGGAAUCACAUGCCAGAGGGGGCAGUGCUGGAGCGAUUACAUGCAAGGCUGAGAUUGUGUCCCCACCCCAACCAAGGCACUGCCUGGGACUUGCGACGCACAAGCGAUUCCUCCCCCACUCCUGGUAUUCCAGCCCCAUUUUAAAACCUGAUGCAAAUCUCCCAGGCUUGGCAUGGCUACGGCCGGAGUUUGGCCUGCAUGCAGCUCCCGUUGUGGCCUCCUGAAGUAUUUCUGAUGGACGUGGAUGGCUUGUUAUUUUUAUAGUAAAUUAUAGUUAUUUAUGACUAUUUAUCAGUGUAGCAUUGUUUCAGGGGGUGCGUAAAGAUGAUGGAAAAUUCGAUGCUGCGUUUGUGCCUCUUCUCAUUCUCACGUAUCAGUAGAGCUGCUAUUCUUCCGAGUAAGAAGCAGUAGGUGUCACCGUUUACAUAACUGGAAGUAACGAUUUCGCUCACUCAUUUUUUUCCUGUACCGUUGUGUGUCAUGCAGCGAAACUAGUGCAUUGUACAGUUUACAAGAGCAGUUGAGCUGCAUUUUGUGUGGUUUUUUUUCUUGCUUUAGGGUUUUUUUGGCUGCCUUGUUAAUCAGCUGUGUUUUGGGUGUAAAAGUAAAUGUGUUUACAAUAGUGUCACUCAAUAAAGAUCCAGGCAGGCCUCCUGUUAGGCACUGUCAAAUCACCGAC